Striga hermonthica is the source of this 1080-nucleotide messenger RNA. NCBI's taxonomy places the organism in Eukaryota, Viridiplantae, Streptophyta, Magnoliopsida, Lamiales, Orobanchaceae. The record is from the annotation of a GenBank genome assembly.
AUGGCAGAUUAUGAGUCUUGGAAUUCUCGGUUUCAUUGCUUGAGCAAUUAUGAUAUUGAAAAGCAAUUUCAAAGUGCUUACACAAAUGUGAAAUUUAGAGAAUUUCAAGAUGAGUUGAGGGACAAAUUUUAUUGUCAACCUUUUCUCGUUAAGAUUGAAAAUUCUGUAUAUGAGUACAAAGUUGAAGAAGAUGUAAAAGUUGACGACAUCAGGAAAGAUGUGACUUUUACCGUACACUUUGAUGAAUGUACUCAUGAAGUUAAAUGUGUCUGCCGUUUGUUUGAGUUUAGAGGAAUUCUUUGUAGACAUAUCAUGUCUGUGCUAAUUGCAAGAAGAAUAAAUGAAGUUCAUCCUCGUUAUAUUUUGCAUCGAUGGAGAAAGGACCUAAAACGAAGAUAUACGUUGGUGAGAAUUGGAUAUAAUCCUUUGAGCCAACAAAUACAGCGAUGUGAAAAAAUAUGCAAGGCAUUUCACGAGGUUGCUGUAAUUGCUGCGGAUGAUGAAGAAAAGUAUGAGUUGGUGAUGAAAUGCAUACGAGAAUUAAAGUUAAAGUUUACCAGCGAUGAAUUAAAUCAGAAGGAAACAACUCAAGCAUUUUCUUCACAACCUCAAAAUUAUGUUGAGCAACGAAAAGUGUUAGGUGGAGCAAAUAAAGUUUUGAGUCCUGUGGUUAAUCGAGGGAAAGGGCGCCCUGCUACUAAAAGAAAAAUUUCCCGAUUGGAAGUCGUGGUUCAAAAGCUUAAAAAAAAGAAUCAAAACAAGAAGCUUAAGGAGACUGCAACAAAGAACUUGAAAUGCACAAAGGCGCAUAUGAAAACAUUGGAAGCCAGUAGCAUAUGCGAUCCAACUGCUUUUAAAGCUACAUCUGACAAUCUUGAGGUAAAUCAAGUUUCGAAUUUUGGAAGAUAUUACAUGCCAAGGCCACCCGAUCCAUGCAUUUAUCCCCAUUCAAUUCAACUUCAAGAAAAGGUUAUUCCAGAUUCGACUUUUGGAGCGUACUGCAUCCCACGGCCACCCGCUUCACCCAUUUAUCCUGAAAGUAGUUCGAUUCGACUUCAAGAAAACGUGAACUUUCAUUAA